Molecule: messenger RNA, 2397 nt
Organism: Medicago truncatula (barrel medic)
Lineage: Eukaryota; Viridiplantae; Streptophyta; Magnoliopsida; Fabales; Fabaceae
Product: pentatricopeptide repeat-containing protein At5g56310
Exons: 2
Coding region: 75-1517 (480 amino acids)
Biological process (GO): RNA modification
Molecular function (GO): RNA binding; protein binding
Source: RefSeq, a predicted model, not a curated record
UCAAAAAAAAAAAAAAGCAGUUUGUGCAUGGUGCACAAUUGCAUGCAAAAUGCCACCCUAUAAAAUAGUGAUUGAUGCAUUUUUUCUUCUUUAUUUCAUUACUCUCUAAACAGAUGAAUGGGAACAUGAGUUGUUUGGCAGAAAGAGUGGUAAAACUGCUGAAAAGUUUCUGCCGUACACAAAUUCAUGUAAAACAAAUUCAAGCACAAAUCAUAAUUCACAACCUUCAAUCACACACAACAAUCGCAGAGCACUUAAUCACAGCAUCUCAAUCCCAUAACCUUCUCAACUAUGUUUCACCUCUCUUCACUCACCUCAUUCCAAAACCACACGUUUUCAUCUUCAACUCUCUCAUCAGAGCCUUCUCUCAUUCUCAUAUCCCCAACACCCCUCUCUCUCUAUACUCCCACAUGCACAAAAACUCCAUUCUCCCCAAUAACUUCACAUUCCCUUUUCUUUUUAAAUCACUUUCCGACUCACACGACUUUGUUCAAUCACAAUGUGUAUACACUCAUGUUAUUAAACUCGGUUAUGUUAAUGAUAUUUAUGUUAAUAACUCUCUUCUUGAUGUAUAUGCCUCUUAUGGGUGUUUGGAACUUUGUCGCCAACUGUUUGAUGAAAUGCCUCAGAGAGACGUUGUGUCGUGGACUGUAAUGAUAAUGGGUUAUCGGAACGGUGGGAAGUAUAAUGAUGCUUUGCUUGUGUUUGAACAAAUGCAGUAUGGGGGUGUGGUGCCGAAUAGGGUGACGAUGGUGAAUGCUUUGUCUGCUUGUGCUAGCUCUUGUGCUAUUGAAAUGGGAGUGUGGAUAGAUGAUAUGGUGAGGAGGAAUGGGUGGGAAUUGGAUGUGAUUUUGGGGACGGCGUUGAUUGAUAUGUAUGUCAAGUGUGGGAGAGUGGAAGAGGGGUUGAAGGUUUUCUGUGAUAUGAAGGAAAAGAAUGUGUUUACUUUGAAUGUUGUUAUUAAAGGGUUAGCUUUGGCUAAGAGUGUUGAGGAGGCUCUUUUGUGGUUUAAUAGGAUGGAGUUGGAUGGAGUUAGAGCGGAUGAAGUGACUUUGGUCACGGUUCUUUCUGCGUGUAGUCAUUCGGGUUUGGUGGAAAAGGGUCGAUUUAUCUUUAGUAUGUUGGUUGAUGGAAAGUAUGGAUUUCUUCCUAAUGUCAAACACUAUGCUUGUAUGGUUGAUCUCUUGGCACGUGCUGGUCAAUUGCAAGAGGCUUUUGACAUCAUCAAAUGUAUGCCGUUUGAGCCGACGGCAGCUAUGUGGGGAUCCUUAUUGCUUGGUUCGAAAUCUCGUGAUGACUUGGAAUUCAGUGAGUUUGCGGCUACAAAAUUGGUUGAGUUGGAGCCAUAUAACACUGCCUAUUAUGUUCAACUGUCAAAUCUGUAUGCAGAGGCCGGAAGAUGGAGCGAUGUUGAGAGGAUAAGAGGAAUGAUGAAAGAAAGAGGACUGACUAAGGACUUAGGAUGUAGUUCUGUGGAGGUUGAGCAUCAAAGGCAUGGCAGUGAACUCUUGGCAUAGUGCUCACUCUCCCAGUAUUUUCAUGUAGCUUGUAAGUUGACAUAGAACACCAACAUAGCAGUUACUUCUGAUAGGGAGCUGCUCUGCUACAAUAUGUAUUUAUUGAAGGAUGGUACAAAUGAUAGCUCAUUCACUGAGAAAGUAACUCAUAUGGGGUCAGUAUUCCUGUUAAGCUCCUACAGAUGUUGAGCAUCCUGAAAAUAUUGUCAUUGAUAUCAAUGAGCUGGUAUUAGGUUAUUUAGUUUACAAAAACACCAUCACUAAAUCAACUCGCCAUUGCCGGCAAAAGUAUGAUGUCUAACUCAUGGUGUGUUUUGAUUUGUGGGUCAAAAGAAACAAAGCAACAAGAAUGAAUCAAAGCAACAUGAAUGGAAGAUACCUGGUCCUUGGCUUUAGAUGUUGAGCGAUGAGAAAGAACAAGACGAAUAAAAUCCUUGAAAAUGAAACCGAGGAGAAUGGAAGUUAUUCGGUGCUUUAGGUGUUGUGUCAUGCUUCCCAUGGUGGAAGAGAGGCGUGGGUGUUAUUUAUUCCUUAGAAGGUACUGAAAAGGUGAGUAUGAAAUUUGGAAUCAAAAUGAGAAAUUUGAACGUACUGAAGGUGUGAUGCUUUAGAGUUGUUUCUUUUUUAUCAGCAUCUUAUGGUAGCUAAAAUUUGAUUCGUCUCCCUCUAUCUUUAAGAUAAGUAGACACAACCAAGAUUUAAAUUGUCAUAUGAAAAAAAAAAAUAAACAAAUCGUUUUUCACUAAACAACAUUUUGUAAGACUUCACAACAAAAUAGAAUAAGAUUGUUUAUGUUCAUGUCUGAAUCAACCUUGAAACUGGUUGGUGUUUGAGAGCCUGACCAGCAUUUGUCUGCUUAUGUAUUUGCUAGCAUCGUUGA